CCCUUUCGACGACGAAGCAUAGUCAUCCAGUCUCCGUCUAUCCAACACGCGCGUCCCAAUGAGCCGUCCCAGAUGAGUUGGAAUCUGCUAGAGCGCUUCCUAGAGUCGGAUCACUUCAACCACGAUCCUUCGCUCACCGUCGCCUACCUUUCUCGAUAUGCAGAACAUGUCGGCAUCCAUUAUGUUCUCUGUUCCAAGCUGCGCCAGUUCGCCUACGAGGAAAUCGAGUUCUUCCUUCCACAGCUAUGCCACUUGCUCAUCAGCGUCGACAACGAGUCGAUGGCCUUGGAGGAGUUCAUCAUAGAUCUAUGUGAAGAGUCGGUAAACGGCGCGCUUCUGACCUUUUGGUUGUUCCAAACCUACCUCCACGACCUGGCCUCUGACCCCAACUCGCACUCCUUCAAGACAUGCCGGAGGAUAUACAACAAGGUCCAGCGCAUCGUCUUCGGCUCGGCUGAGCCCCAACGGCGCGAAAAGAUCAAAGAAAACAUCCUCCCCGUCACCGUCCUGUCAAGUUUGGUGCUAGCUAGUGUAGCAGCACCUUUCCUCCCUAAGCAUGCAGGUCCAUUGGCAAUUGCGCAAGCCCGCAAACCGCGGCCCCUCGAUGACAUGAUUUCAGACAAUGUGCAGACGGCAAAAGUCGGCAGGAGCCACACCAUUGCGGGAGGGGCGCCGCGUCCCAGGCGCUCGAAACCUACAGGAGGCAAUUCUGAUCCUGAGGAUGGGAGAUCCCCGAGGAUACCGGCGCCGCGCCCGAAGGAUGUGGAGCGACUGGAAAGAAAAAAGGCCGCCCGACCUGGACUUGCGGAUCGAGUACCUUCAGCGCAGCCUUACAGACACAGUCUUCUCGCUACAAGCGCAGAAGCACGGCUUAGCUCGUCAUCACUGCCUGAUUUCAAGAAUCCCGCUACUUCGCCUCUUCCCACUCCUCCCCCUACAGCUGGUCUGGGUCACAGACCGGAUCACCAUAGGUCUCAUAAGCAGCAUGUUCCAAGGCCCCUGACACCAACAGCCUUGUCGUUGUCGCAGAAGCGCCGCCUACUACGAUCCAAUUACUUCCGCAAUCAAACUCAGUUCUUGAGCGCGCUCGAGGACAUUUCAAAUCGUCUCGUGAUUGUGCCUAAACCGGCUCGACUGAGUGCGCUGAGGGCCGAGCUCGCCUUGAUCACGCAAGAUCUCCCGGCAGAGGUUGAUAUACCUGUGAUAUCACCCGCGACCCUAGAAGACGGAAUUCCGUCACGAAGCCAGCACCAUCGUAUUGUGCGGAUCAACCCCGCAGAGGCGACCAGUUUGAACAGUGCUGAACGUGUGCCCUAUUUGCUCAUGGUCGAAGUUCUGCAAGAAGAUUUCAACUUUGAUCCGGAAACGGAGCAAAAUAAGCAGCUUCUGGAAAAACUAAUGUUGGAGAAGGGCACUUCAAAGCGUCGUUUGUUCGAUAUCACUCACUCUGAUCAUGUUGGUAACGGGAGGACUCCCACGAAUGGGUCUGAUAGCGUUUUCGAGCCAUCCACCGGUGAUCUUGGUAGCACAUCGCUCAUCAAAGGGCUGGAUGAAGGCGACAUCACCUCAGGAGUGGCAGGUAUCACGCUGCCCAGUGCGGCGGCUACCGCCAAAACUGCACCUGCCAGGUCUUCAAGCGGCGCAAACACAAUGUCAUCCGUUGCAGGACUAUCCACCCCCCGAACUUCAGACAUGGAACUGAGCAGAUCAAGCAGUCCAGGCCCCCGAAAGACGACUCUCCCGGUUAGCCGUGGAACCCAGAGCGGUGAUCAACCGGACGUUUCUGCUCUUGCUACUCACAUGAGAACAGCGGCCCAGAUGUUGGCUCAGCUGGAAGCAAGCGGUUCCAAGCGCCCCAAGGCCGAAGUGGCUGCCAUCAAGGCCAAGAUUAUUGCAAGCAUGCAGAGUAUGGAAGAGCAAAACUUCCUUGCAGAGGAGGCAGGGCCUACAUUCGACACCAUCAUGGCGGAAAGCGAUGCAACCGAAAUUUCUGCCGAGCCGGAAGAGCUCGAGGAUGGGUUGGCAGCACCUACCAACACUGGUGCAGGGGCAGCCCGCAUGGAAAACGAUUUGAAGACAGGUGGCGUGCAACGCCAAGGCGACCGUGAUGAUCCCAGUGCUGCAACAUUUGGUGAAGAGUGGAGUGCUAAACGAGAGCGAAUACGGCGAUCCUCUCCCUAUGGCCACAUGAAGAGCUGGGACCUCGUUAGCGUCAUUGUGAAGACGGGAGCUGAUCUCCGACAGGAGGCUUUUGCUUGCCAGCUUAUCCAAGUGUGCGGCAAGAUUUGGGAAGAGGCCAAUGUUCCGGUGUGGACAAAGCGAAUGCGCAUCUUGGUCACAGGCGAAUCAUCCGGGUUGAUUGAAACAAUCACGAACGGAGUAUCCCUACAUUCGUUGAAGCGGAGUCUCACGCUGGCCAGCAUAGCGGCGGGCACGAAUCCUCGGAAGCGCAUUGCCAGUCUUCAAGAUCAUUUCACCAAGUCCUUUGGCGAGCCAGACUCGAGUACAUACAAGGCAGGCGUUGACGCGUUCACACGGUCUCUGGCGGCGUACAGCAUCAUAUGCUAUGUUCUACAGCUCAAGGACCGGCACAAUGGCAAUCUGCUGAUUGACAACAUGGGCCACAUCAUCCACAUUGAUUUUGGCUUCAUGCUUUCCAACUCGCCAGGCAGCAUGGGAUUCGAAGCGGCGCCAUUCAAGCUCACACAGGAUUACGUGGACGUGCUGGGAGGGCUAACAUCGCCAGCGUUUGAAGAGUUCAAGAGCCUGUGCAAGCGAGCAUUCCAGUCGCUGCGAAGAGAAGCCGAGCGGUUCAUCAUGCUCGUGGACAUGAUGGGAAAGCAGAGCAAGAUGCCGUGUUUUGCAGCGGGGGCGGCGGGCGUCACGAAUUCAUUGCGAGCGCGCAUGAUGUUGCAUUUGAGCAAGGAGGAAGCCGAAGUGUUUGUAGAAGAGCUGAUUGCGAAGAGUGUGGGAAGCUAUUAUACCCGACUUUAUGACACGUUCCAGUACCGCACGCAGGGCAUCUAUUGAUUUU
Molecule: messenger RNA, 3034 nt
Organism: Periconia digitata
Lineage: Eukaryota; Fungi; Ascomycota; Dothideomycetes; Pleosporales; Periconiaceae
Source: the annotation of a GenBank genome assembly